Messenger RNA from Colletotrichum spaethianum, 4740 nucleotides. RefSeq lists its product as uncharacterized. The transcript is spliced from 2 exons. Lineage: Eukaryota; Fungi; Ascomycota; Sordariomycetes; Glomerellales; Glomerellaceae. The record is from RefSeq and is a predicted model, not a curated record. Gene Ontology annotation, cellular component: cytosol. Bases 1 to 4740 code for a protein of 1579 amino acids.
AUGGCAGCACGAUUAACCCCCGAAUUGCAGGGCAAGCUCGACGAGCUCGAGAAGGAGUUGGAGUUCAUGGGCCCCGGCUCGUUUGGUGCUCCCGCCGUCAACGAGACCAGAGGCGGCCUGGGCAUACACUCUCCGGACAAUACUGGACAUCCUUCGAGCGAUGGCCACCGCGCAGCCGCUCUCGCCGCCCUGGGCGGUAGAGACUCCGAUCCCAGUAGCCCGACAUCACCGACAUCACACCGCCCACAGUCGCCUUUUGGCGCCCAGGGCUCCGGACACGGUUCUGGCCAUGGUUCUGGCCACGGCUCUGCCGGCUACGCAUCACCCGGAUACCAGUCCCCGGGCGCUGGCUACGUUUCCCCCGAGAUGAACCCCGCCGGCCUCCUUCGACCUGGUGGUCCUCUCGCCGAACACCGGCCGAACAUGAAGCAGCACGACUCGCUUUUUCUGGGCGCUGCUAACGAGCCGCCGACACGAUCGGGCACCAUGGUGUCGACUGACUACGCCUUCAACCCCGACCAGCAGGGACACUACGUAGACCAUGCCCAGAACCCGUACGACAGCCGUACGGGCACGAUGCUCGACACGACGGGAUACUUUUCGGGAUUCACCGGCGGGCAGAACUUCGAACAGGGACAGAACUACGACCAGCAGGGCUACGACCAAGGACAGCAGGAGGAAUAUGGCGGAGGACACAGAUACUCGUCGGGAGAGGCCUUCUCGCCCACGGCUGCCAUGGCGCCACCUAUGCUCACUGCCAACGACCUGCCCCCGCCGGAAGUGCUCGAAUACCAGAUGCCUCUAGAACCCCGCGACCUCCCAUUUGCGAUAUCCGACCCGCACGACAGCAACACCCCCAUGUCCAAAUUUGACAACAUUGCCGCGGUUUUGAGGCAUAGGGGAAGGACAAUGGCCAAGCUUCCCGCGUACUGGGUUCUCGACAACAAAGGCAAGGAAAUCGCCUCCAUUACGUGGGACAAGCUGGCCUCGAGAGCCGAGAAGGUGGCGCAGGUUAUCAGGGACAAGAGCUCGUUGUAUCGCGGCGAUCGCGUUGCCCUCAUUUACCGCGACACGGAAGUCAUCGACUUUGCUAUUGCCCUUCUCGGAUGCUUCAUUGCCGGCGUCGUCGCAGUGCCGAUCAACGAUCUCCAGGACUACCAGAAGCUGAACUUGAUCCUCACCUCGACGCAGGCGCAUUUGGCGCUUACGACCGACAACAACCUCAAGGCCUUCCAGCGCGAUAUAACAACGCAGAAGCUCAACUGGCCCAAGGGUGUUGAAUGGUGGAAGACGAAUGAGUUCGGCAGUUUUCACCCCAAACGCAAGGACGAUGUCCCGCCAUUGACGGUUCCCGACCUCGCCUACAUUGAGUUCUCGAGGGCUCCAACCGGUGACUUGCGAGGUGUUGUACUGAGUCACAGAACAGUUAUGCAUCAGAUGGCUUGCUUGAGUGCCAUUGUUUCGACAGUGCCAGGAAACGGCCCUGGUGACACCUUUAGCCGCACCCUGCGGGACAAGAACGGUCGUCUUAUUGGUGCCGGAUCAACGAGCGAGACGCUUCUCUCAUAUCUUGACCCGCGGCAGGGCAUCGGCAUGAUUUUGGGCGUUCUUCUCACCGUCUACGGAGGCCACACGACGGUUUGGGUCGAGAACAAGGCCGUCGAAGUACCCGGACUCUACGCCCAUCUCAUCACCAAGUACAAGGCCACGCUCAUGAUUGCGGACUACCCCGGGUUGAAACGGGCAGCCUACAACUACCAAUCAGACCCCAUGACGACACGAAAUUUCAAAAAGGGCAUGGAGCCCAACUUCCAGACAGUCAAACUCUGCCUCAUAGAUACCCUGACGGUGGAUGGCGAAUUCCACGAGGUCCUAGCGGACAGAUGGCUGAGACCACUACGAAACCCUCGCGCCCGCGAGGUUGUCGCACCCAUGCUUUGUUUGCCGGAACACGGUGGAAUGGUCAUCAGUAUUCGCGAUUGGCUAGGAGGUGAGGAGCGGAUGGGAUGCCCUUUGAAGCUUGACAUGGGCUCCGAUUUUGAGUCCGACGUGGAAGAGAAGGAAGAGGUGAAACUAGCACCCUCGAACGGCUUCGGCAGUCUCUUGGGAGGCGGUGGCACAACAACCACAGAGCAGCGCGCUAAGAACGAGCUCAGUGAGGUGCUCCUUGACAGAGAGGCUCUGAAGACAAACGAAGUUGUCGUGGUUGCGAUCGGAGACGAGGCGCGGAAACGUGCAGCUAGCGAACAAGGCACCGUCCGCGUUGGCGCCUUUGGAUAUCCGAUCCCCGAUGCUACCCUCGCCGUUGUCGACCCAGAGACCGGCCUGUUGGCGUCGCCGCACUCGGUCGGAGAGAUUUGGGUGGACUCGCCCUCGCUCUCUGGGGGGUUCUGGGCCUUGCCCAAACACACGGAGCAGAUAUUCCACGCUCGCCCUUACAAAUUCGACCCUGGCGAGCCAACACCGACAGUUGUCGAACCUGAGUUUUUGAGAACUGGCUUGCUCGGCACGGUGAUUGAGGGCAAGAUCUUCGUGCUGGGCUUGUACGAGGAUCGCAUUCGCCAAAAGGUAGAAUGGGUUGAACACGGCACCGAGGUCGCAGAGCAUCGCUACUUCUUCGUUCAGCAUCUCGUUGUCAGCAUUGUCAAGAAUGUACCAAAAAUCUACGACUGCUCUGCCUUCGACGUCUUCGUCAAUGAGGAGCAUCUUCCCAUUGUGGUAUUGGAAUCGCCAGCUGCCUCGACAGCGCCUCUAACGUCUGGUGGACCGCCGAGACAACUCGAUACCGCGCUUCUCGACUCGCUCGCCGAAAGAUGUAUGGACGUUUUGAUGCAGGAGCACCACUUGAGACUCUACUGCGUCAUGAUCACGGCACCGAACUCCCUUCCUAGGGUGGUGAAGAACGGACGUAGGGAUAUCGGAAAUAUGCUGUGCAGGAGAGAGUUCGACCUGGGUAAUCUGCCUUGCGUCCAUGUCAAGUUUGGUGUGGAGCAUGCAGUGCUCAAUUUGCCCAUCGGCGUCGACCCGAUCGGAGGCAUUUGGUCACCCAUCUCUUCCGAGUCCCGCGCGGGAAUUCUCAUGUCGUCUGACAAGCAAUACUCGGGUAUCGACCGAAGAGAAGUUGUCAUUGACGAUCGCACUUCCACUCCACUCAACAACUUCUCAUGCAUCACUGAUCUCAUCCAAUGGCGCGUAGCCCGACAGCCCGAGGAAUUGGCCUACUGCACAAUUGAUGGCCGUGGCAGAGAAGGCAAGGGCGUUACUUGGAAGAAGUUCGACACCAAGGUCGCCGCCGUGGCGCUGUAUUUGAAGAACAAGGUCAAGGUCCGCCCCGGCGACCACCUGAUUCUGAUGUACACACACUCGGAAGAGUUUGUCUACGCCGUCCAUGCAUGCAUCAACUUGGGCGCGGUCGUCAUCCCGCUGGCCCCUCUGGACCAAAACCGACUCAACGAAGACGUGCCGGCAUUCUUGCACGUCGUCGCCGACUUCCGCGUCAAGGCUAUUCUGGUCAACCACGAAGUUGACCACUUGGUCAAACUGAAGCUUGUAUCAAACCACGUAAAACAGGCCGCUUCCAUCCUCAAGAUAGGCGUUCCCAAUUACUACAACACCACCAAACCGCCUAAGCAGAGCAGUGGGUUGCGAGAUAACGGUAUCACGAUGCAACCCGCGUGGAUUCAGUCAGGCUAUCCUGUAAUCAUUUGGACGUACUGGACACCCGACCAGCGCCGUAUUGCGGUUCAGCUAGGACACGACACCAUCUUGGGCAUGUGCAAGGUCCAGAAGGAAACAUGUCAGAUGACGAGCUCUCGCCCUGUCCUCGGUUGCGUGCGUAGUAGUACCGGUCUGGGAUUCAUCCACUCAUGCCUGAUGGGCAUCUAUAUCGGCACCCCGACUUACCUACUGUCACCUGUCGAGUUUGCGCAGAAUCCCAUGUCGCUGUUCGUGACUCUUUCUAGGUACAAGAUCAAGGACACCUACGCGACGCCCCAGAUGCUGGAUCACGCCAUGGCGAUGAUGCAAGGCAAGGGUUUCACGCUCCACGAGCUGAAGAACAUGAUGAUCUCGGCCGAGAGCAGGCCGCGGGUCGACGUGUUCCAAAAGGUACGCCUGCACUUCGCCGCUACUGGCCUCGACAGAACCGCCAUCAACACCGUCUACUCCCACGUCCUCAACCCAAUGGUCGCUUCGCGCUCCUACAUGUGUAUCGAGCCUAUUGAGCUCUGGCUGGACACGAAGGCCUUGCGACGAGGUCUCAUUUACCCUGUCGAUCCUGAGCAAGACCCCAAGGCGCUCUUGCUCCAGGAUUCGGGCAUGGUUCCCGUCUCGACACAGAUCGCUAUUGUCAACCCCGAAAGCCGACUACUCUGCCACGAUGGUGAGUAUGGUGAGAUCUGGGUCGACUCCGAAGCAUGCGUCAAAGGCUUCUACGGCUCCAAGGAUGUGUUCGACGCUGAACGAUUCGACGGCCGUACGGUCGAUGGCGACCCUAGCAUUCAGUAUGUCCGCACCGGAGAUUUGGGCUUCUUGCAUAAUGUGAGCAGACCGAUUGGUCCUGGAGGCGCGCAGGUCGACAUGCAGGUGUUGUUCGUCCUCGGUAACAUUGGUGAAACGUUUGAGAUCAAUGGUCUCAGCCAUUUCCCCAUGGAUAUCGAGGCUUCUGUGGAACGGUGCCACCGAAACAUCGUCACUGGUGGAUGGUUAGUCAACGCCCUUGCCCUUACCCUUGUCGAGUAA